CGAAAGACAUCGUCUUUCCCACCCGCCGCACCUGAUACAUACAGGUGUACAGGUAAUAGAAGACCCUUACGAGUAAAACCUGAGAAUAACGCCAAGCUCUGUAGCAGCGCUUGGAUAGACCAUUUUCCUUUCCUGACUUCUGUUGUGUACAUCCUGUCCCUGCGCUGAUCUAGGAAGCCUGCCCCCAAAGCAGACCGCCGGCAUCCGCCUACGAAGCGAUAUAAUCGAAAAGACGAUAUGGACAAAUACAUUCGAGGCGCGGCUUCCUUAGCCUCCGAGGCGGGAAAGUUCUCAAUGCGUCUCACGCAGGAAAUUGUCGAACGCUCUAGGGAGGUCGGCGUGCAUUUGCCCGGUGGCAGUUUAUAUGACACAUCUUCGGAAGGGAAGACUAGGGAGAUUCGCACGCUUCUGGACUCCAAAUUCGACAAGGAGAAGAUCGAUGGUUUGAAGCGGCUCAUUGCGAUGAUGUCAAAAGGGCGUAACGUGAAGGAGUUCUUCCCAGACGUCGUCAAGCUCGUGGCGUCCCAGUCCUUUGAAGUCCGCAAGCUGGUGUACAUCUACCUGUUACGAUACGCCGAAGCCGAACCAGACUUGGCCCUCUUGUCGAUCAACACUUUUCAAAAAGACUUGGCGGAUCGGAAUCCGCUCAUCAGAGCUAUGGCGCUGCGCGUUAUGUCGAGUAUUCGUGUGCAGGUCAUCGUUCCCAUCAUCAUGCUUGCUCUACGAAAGGCGACGACAGAUCUGUCGCCGUAUGUUCGGAAAGCAGCAGCGAACGCUAUACCGAAAUGCUACAGUUUAGAUACGACGCAGAAGGAGUAUCUGGUAGAACUCAUCGAAACAAUGUUGAAAGACAACUCAACGUUGGUGCUUGGAAGUGUCCUCCACAGCAUGAAGCAAGUGUGCCCCGAGCGCUUGGAUCUUAUACAUCCACACUAUCGAAAGCUUUGUCGCAUGCUAGUGGAUGCCGACGAGUGGGGACAGAUCACGAUCAUGGACGUGUUGAUUCAAUAUGCCAGGGUUUACUUUGUGGAUCCCAACCCGGCGGAAGAGAACACGGCAUUACAGGCAGGGCAACCUGUUACAACAGAGAAAAAGUCGGAAGACUUUUAUGCAGAAGUCGACGAAGCACCUACCAAAUCGCGGGGAACGGGUCCAACUAUACCCAAGAGCAUCGGUCCGCCACUAGAUCCAGAUCACGAAUUGCUUGUUAGGUGGUGCACUCCGUUGCUGAACAGCAGGAACUGCUCGGUCGUGUUGACGGUCGCCAAGUUAUUCUUCCAUGUCGGAACUCCCCAAACGUGCGCUGAAUCCGCACAAGCUUUGAUCCGACUGUUGAGGACAUCACGCGAGGAACGCUACAUCAUCCUGCUGAACAUCGCAACCAUGGCGCAAACGCAACCUAGUUUGUUCAAGCCCUAUGUGCGCCAUUUUUUCCUCUUUGGAGGCGAGCCGAGUUUCAUUCGAGAUGCAAAGCUCGAAAUUAUUGGGGUGAUUGCGGGCGAGGAGAAUGCGACCAUGGUUAUGUCUGAGCUCAAGGAGUACGUCCGAAGCCCGGAUUCGCAAUUGGUCAUCCAAACGAUUCAGGUGCUGGGGCGACUCGCUUGCCGGCUGCCAUCAGUUACUGAUGACACCCUCUCGUGCUUGAUGAAACUUGUCUCGAAGAAAGAUGAGGGUAUUGUCUCCGCAGCCGUCGUCGUUAUCCGACGCCUCCUCCAAUCGACAUCCACGCAUCAAAACACUCGCAUCAUAUCCCAACUCGCAAAGAAUCUCGACACCAUCACGUCCCCCCAAGCACGCGCGUCCGUACUCUGGCUGAUUGGACAAUAUUGUGCGAGUGUCCCAAAACUAGCCCCGGACGCUUUGCGGAUUUCUGCAAAACGUUUUGCAGACGACACGGAUAUCGUCAAAUUGCAAGUGCUCACGCUCGCUGCGAAGCUAGUGGCCAGCACACAUAACGACGAGUUGAACUCGGCGCAAGAGGUUUGCACAAAGCUAUUAAGAUAUGUGCUGGAUCUGGCACGAUUUGACCAGAGUUGGGAUGUGCGGGAUCGGGCGAGGAUGAUCAAGGCUUUGGUUGCGGGACUGGCGGAUGUCAAGAAUGCUGACGCUGGGAAAGCAACGGGUGUCAAUGGCGACGAUGUACCAGCAAAGGCAACAGGGAUACUGCAGUCGCAUUUGCAAGAGAUUCUACUAGGAUUGAAAGCGACACCAGUGCCCGAGAGUCCCUUCGCAGCGCGAAACCGCUUCGAUCUCGGCACCCUCUCCCACACCCUAAACCGCGCCGUGCCCAACUACAAAUCCCUUCCCGCCUGGCCACCAUCCAUCGACCAAACAGCAGCAGCGCAGCGCAACGUGGAGGAGCCCGAACAAAGAUAUUCGGGCCGCGAGCACUCGAAUGCGGUCGUCUCGAGCCCUGUCACUGUCCUCAAAGCCGCGAAACCAGCGAAGCGGAGGGUCGUGACGCUGGAGAAGUUUUAUGAUAGUGAUAGCGAGAGUGAGGAGGAGGAGGAAGUUCAGGAGGAGGAGGAGAGCGAGGAGGAGGAGAGUGAGGAGGAAAGCAGUGAGGAGGAAGAGACUGAGGGUGGGGAGGAGGAGGAGGAGGAAGAUUCCGAGGAGGAAUUAGAUAGCGGUGCUGCAUCAGGAGUACAGGAAAAGCAGCAGUUCAUAGAGUAUCGGUCACGCCCAUCUUGAUGCGUCCGGUACAAUAGACAACCGUUCAAGGUGUAACGAAAACUUCGGGUUCUUUGCCAUACUCCGACAUUGGCUUCAUAAUAGAUCUCACUUUGCGGGUCUGCAAAGGAUUUCGGGUGUGCAAACGUGA
This is a messenger RNA of Fimicolochytrium jonesii, 2821 nucleotides long. Its product is annotated as adaptin N terminal region-domain-containing protein. The coding region runs from base 238 to 2691 and encodes 817 amino acids. Gene Ontology annotation, cellular component: AP-3 adaptor complex; membrane coat. The record is from RefSeq and is a predicted model, not a curated record. Gene Ontology annotation, biological process: vesicle-mediated transport; intracellular protein transport. The transcript is spliced from 7 exons. Lineage: Eukaryota; Fungi; Chytridiomycota; Chytridiomycetes; Spizellomycetales; Powellomycetaceae.